AUGAUUUAUAAUUUGACCGCCGAUUGUUUAAAUGAAAUCUUUGAAUUCUUAAAUGAAAAGGACUUGUUUGCUUGCUUAUUAGUAAUGAGACUUUGGUGCGAAAUCGCCGUUAGACUUUUGUGGAGAAGACCACAAAGUUUCGAAUCCUUACUUGCAUGUCUUCCAAAUGAAUCCCGAGCUACGUUAAUUGAGAAUGGGGUCAUUAUUCCAACCUCAAGACCGCCAUUUUUUAAUUAUGUAGCAUUUAUCAGGAAUCUUAGGAUUAGUGAUCUUAGUCGUUCAAUCAACAAAUUUGACGAUAAAAACAAGGAAGUUAUAAAAGAAGAAAUAUUAAAAAUGAUUAUGAAGAACACUUAUUUAAAGAAGUUAUGUAUUGCUACAAACAAAAACCAAACAAAUUUUUUGGAUUAUCAAGGGAGAGAAGUUUGUUUAAGUAACCUUUCGGAAUUUAAGUGUUGCUCAAACAUCAGCUCCGAUAUGUUACACAAGUUAAGUAUAACUUGUAAACAUUUAAAAACUUUAAGGAUAAAAUUGAAAGAAUCAGUAUCAGAUGGACUAGAAGAAUUAAUAACUUCACAAUCAAAUCUAAAAUAUUUGGAUUUGAGAUUUUGUUAUAAAGAAAGUCCAAUUCAAUUAUUUCCUAUCACCUUAACAAAAUUACGCAUGGUUGGAGUACGUAUUCCCAUACCAUUUUCGAUGAUUCCUAAGCUCCCGAAUUUACAAGAACUUACAUUGGCAAUACUUUACGAAAGUUAUUUAGAAGAUUUUAAAGAUUUUCAAUACGUUUCCCUUCCACAAUUGCAAAUUUUAAAAUUUGAAAAUAUUUGUUUAAAAAUCGAAUAUUUAAUGAAAUUUUUGGAAAAUAAUGGAAAGAACUUGGAAGAACUUUGCCUAGGAAAAGAUAUCAAAAUUAUCAAAGAUUCAUUUUAUAUAAAAAUAGCAAAUUGUUGUCCAAAACUGAGGUUGUUACGCACUGUAUUCCCGGAAGGAAAUUUGAAUUCUAUGAAAGUUAUAGUAGAUCAUUGUAAAAACUUAAAAGACAUUUAUAUUUUGUGCAGUAAUCAAUUAGAUCCGAAAGCAACAUUUCAGUGGGGAUUAAAGUCAAGCUUGGUAAAUCGUAUGUCAAGUAUUCCUCUUUCUUUGACUAUCUCUUUUGGUUCAAUAAUGGAUGUACAAUUAUCACAAACUGAUAUCACAAUAAUUAGAGAGUGUAAAGAUUUGGGCGUUAUUAAAAGAUUCGUAUUUAAUAAUCAUAUCAUGUAG
Funneliformis mosseae is the source of this 1263-nucleotide messenger RNA. NCBI's taxonomy places the organism in Eukaryota, Fungi, Glomeromycota, Glomeromycetes, Glomerales, Glomeraceae. The record is from the annotation of a GenBank genome assembly.